AUGUCAUUACCAGCUUCAUUUGAUUUAACUCCUGAAGAUGCUAAAUUAUUAUUAGCAGCUAACGUACACUUAGGUUCAAAAAACGUUCAAGUCCACAACAAACCAUACGUUUAUAAAACCAGACCAGAUGGUGUUAACGUUAUUAACAUUGGUAAAACUUGGGAAAAAAUUGUUUUAGCUGCUAGAGUUAUUGCUGCUAUUCCAAACCCAUCCGAUGUUGCUGUUUGUUCUGCUAGAACUUACGGUCAAAGAGCUGUUUUAAAAUUUGCUGCUCAUACCGGUGCCACUCCAAUUGCUGGUAGAUUCACUCCAGGUAACUUCACCAAUUAUAUCACCAGAUCUUUCAAAGAACCAAGAUUAGUUGUUGUUACUGAUCCAAGAACCGAUGCUCAAGCUAUUAAAGAAUCAUCAUACGUUAAUAUCCCAGUUAUUGCUUUAACCGAUAUGGAUUCACCAUCUGAAUACGUUGAUAUUGCUAUCCCAUGUAAUAACAAAGGUAGACACUCAACUGGUUUAAUCUGGUGGUUAAUUGCUAGAGAAGUCUUAAGAUUAAGAGGUAUUAUCCCAGAUAGAACUACUGAAUGGUCUGUCAUGCCAGAUUUAUAUUUCUACAGAGAUCCUGAAGAAGUUGAACAAGCUGCUACUGCUGAAGAAACCAAAGAAGAAGAAACUGAAGAAUCUGCUCCAGCUGCUGAAGCUGAAUGGACUGCUGAAGCCGAACCAGUUGAUUGGGCUGAAUCAGGUGCUAACCCAGCUGCUGAAGAAGCUGCUGCUCAAAAUUGGUAA
Yamadazyma jaroonii is the source of this 786-nucleotide messenger RNA. NCBI's taxonomy places the organism in Eukaryota, Fungi, Ascomycota, Pichiomycetes, Serinales, Debaryomycetaceae. The record is from the annotation of a GenBank genome assembly.